CAAGAUGGAAAUUUACAUAAUUGUUGACUUUCAGACGAUAACAAAUUGGUUUUACGCUUGAAUGAUGGUCUGAUUUUAGAUUUUCCUGUAUAUUUACGGCCAUGUGCUCCCAGAGGAAAUGUGGAGAAAUAUCAAAAGAAUAUGACAAGGAACUGAAGUGCAAGACAGGGCAUUAAAGUGGCUCAUAUGUCCAUGCACCAAUGGCAUUUAUGGACGAUGCCCAAUUUGUGAUUUCCCAAAUCAGACACUCGUGUGUGACAAGCGAUGAUACGGGCGUGAGUGAAAUUGUCAUUGUAAAUGAAGAAAUAGAAAAUGAAAAACAGUUGCAAAGACGAAAAUUUAGGGAUAAUUUGGGAGAGUUUGCAUUUUCAAACUCAUUUGACAUUGAAGUCAGUCCAAUGGGAUCAGGGCAUGGAGGUUCUGUAGAAAAGCCGCCUAGAAAACCACCCAGCAACAGAAUUGGAGAUGCAGCAUGUCAAAUGGUCCAUUUAAAAGACCCUGAACCAAUAUCAAGUGUAGAUUUGCCUAAACUUUACCCUAAGAAAGACUUAAAAGAUGGCCAAACCAAGACAGAUGGAAAGUCUACAUCCAAGCUGGCAAUAUUAGUAGCAAAUUCUCACAACCAACCUAAGAAUCCUUUUGCCCACUAUGGAAAGUUUGAUGGAGAGGGUUAUUCAAGAACAAAUAAAGUUCGCUCAUUUAAGAUUUUUUUCCCUUUACCAUCAUCACAAGGGCCUCAACAAUCCCCAAUGAAUAUCUGUCUGAUUGUUGAUGGUGCCCAUGUUCAAGACUUAAUUGGUCUCAUCAUGUUCAAAUAUACAGAGAAAGCACGAAAACCAGAACUAAAGGAUGAUGUAAAGUCUUACUGUUUGUUGAUUGCUGAUGAAGCAGAUGGAGAAGUUGAUUUUGAUUUACCUGCACUGGAUAAUGGUGAAAAUAUUAGCAAAUUCGACUUCAAAGCUUUGGCAUUAUCUUACAUAGAGCCUGAAGAAAAACCACCAGAACCAAAACCUUCAAGUAGUUCUGAUAUUAUAGUUGAAGUAUGUGAAGAGAAACGAGGUUCAUCGAAAUUCGCAGUGGAAGGAGUUGAUGUGAAAAUGAAAAUGGUUUUGGAGAAGAUGCUAAAGAAACGCGGAAUCAAACGAACGGGUCACGAGUAUGUCUUGGUUAAGAAGAACGAUCCAACAAUAGCGAUAGAUCUGGAUGAUACUUUAGAAAAGAUGGAAACUUCAGAGUUUCAAUUGGUUAAGAAGUCAAAUAUGCAGCGAACAAAGAAAGAAUCUAGUGAGAAAAAUGGCAAGAUUGUCACUGAUCAGCCAGAUUAUUUUACGCUGCAACAAUAUAACUACGAGGCAUUCAAAGUGACGAUGCUUCAAGGCUUCCUACAUGCAAAGAGUGAAGUUCAGUUAGGAAUUGACUCGAAAAAUAUCGAGAUUACACAAACAGGACAAUCGAGUCAAAGACAAUUCUGGAAUAAAUCACCACGUGCAGUCAACAUAGAGAUGGAAUAUGUUGCACAUUCCGAAGUAAUAAAGACCGGGAACAGAUCGACGUUUAGGAUAAUUUAUAGCAAGGAAAACCGUGAUUACAAGAAUUAUGAUUUUGAAUGUUCACAAAGUAUUGCAAAUGAAAUAGUUCGUAAAAUAGAGAAGAUUAUAUAUUCAUCACCGAAGAGCGACAGUGUAAAAGAAUACCAACGAAUGCGGGAUAGAAGGUCGAAAAAGUCAUGACAAGACGAGAACGUAGUGUGAUUUUUCAAAUGCAGUAUAGCUAAGCUCUAGUUACAACCCCCCCCCCGACCCACUCACUCGGAAUUUUCAUGAAUGAUUUUCUCCUUCUUUUUCAUAAUGACGUGUUACGUGCGGAAAUUAUAAUGAUUGUGCUAAAAAUGUUAAAAGUAAUCAAAAGGCUUACUACUUAAUGAAGUAUGCACAUUUUGCAAGGCGAUAUUUUACACCUUUAUAAUAUGUUGGACCUUAUCAAAUUAUCUUUCAGUAGCAUGUCAGCUGGUAAAAAAACAGUUAUUUUCUGGAUGAAUUCAAGCUAAACUUAUGCACAAAGAUAACUUUAGAGGCACAACAAAACAGAAAUUUUGACAUGAGAAUGCAUGUGCUGCUGCAUGUUUACAAAAGGAUGACUAUGUCAAAAUAUCAGAGAGGUUAAGUUACGCAAGAAAGUUCAUGGUAAUAUUCACAUACACUAUGACAAAAAGGGAGAUGAUCAACUAAGCCAGGAUAUAUAUGCUUGCAUCAAUUAAAAAGGAGACAAAAACUAACACCCCUGAACGAGAUUACUUCUCUUAAACUCACUAAUAUUGUUAUAUAACAAUCCUGGACAAUAUAAAAACUUUUUUUAAAUAUCUUCAGGUAACAAAAAUAUGUAUAUAAUUUCUUCAUUUCAAGUGAUAAUCCUGUUUAUGCUGUAUGUCAACAGCAGAGGUUUUGUACAAAUUUAAAGCAAGAACAUUACAGUAAGUUAUGUGGUACAUUAAAUACAAAGCAAUUAUGGUGGUUGUACUAAAGAAAAAAUGCAUCCUUGCAAUAACCAUCUUUUGUGUGAAAUAGUUAGUAAAAUAACCCAAAUUAACUCAGUAACAGACAGUACUCUUCCAUUGAUGAGUGAACUCAUCUGACAUAAGACAGAGUAAAACAUCAAAGUAGGACCCAUCUGAGUGCAUUGCCU
This is a messenger RNA of Dendronephthya gigantea, 2682 nucleotides long. Its product is annotated as target of rapamycin complex 2 subunit MAPKAP1-like. Gene Ontology annotation, molecular function: phosphatidylinositol-4,5-bisphosphate binding. The coding region runs from base 201 to 1730 and encodes 509 amino acids. Gene Ontology annotation, biological process: TORC2 signaling. Lineage: Eukaryota; Metazoa; Cnidaria; Anthozoa; Malacalcyonacea; Nephtheidae. The transcript is spliced from 18 exons. The record is from RefSeq and is a predicted model, not a curated record. Gene Ontology annotation, cellular component: TORC2 complex; cytoplasm; plasma membrane.